This is a messenger RNA of Bombina bombina (fire-bellied toad), 1278 nucleotides long. RefSeq names its product gap junction protein alpha 3 (gene GJA3). Gene Ontology annotation, molecular function: gap junction channel activity. The record is from RefSeq and is a predicted model, not a curated record. Gene Ontology annotation, cellular component: connexin complex; gap junction. The transcript has a single exon. Bases 1 to 1278 code for a protein of 425 amino acids. NCBI's taxonomy places the organism in Eukaryota, Metazoa, Chordata, Amphibia, Anura, Bombinatoridae. Gene Ontology annotation, biological process: visual perception; cell communication.
AUGGGUGACUGGAGUUUUCUGGGGAGACUAUUAGAAAAUGCACAAGAACACUCUACAGUUAUUGGCAAGGUUUGGCUGACAGUCCUAUUUAUCUUUCGGAUUUUGGUACUUGGGGCAGCUGCAGAAGAAGUCUGGGGGGAUGAGCAAUCUGACUUUACUUGCAACACUCAGCAACCUGGUUGUGAGAAUGUCUGCUAUGACAAAGCCUUUCCAAUUUCCCAUAUUAGGUUCUGGGUCCUCCAGAUCAUCUUUGUGUCUACUCCCACCCUUAUUUAUUUGGGUCAUGUCCUGCACAUUGUGCGAAUGGAAGAGAAGAAAAAAGAAAAAGAAGAAGAGUUGAAAAAAUGUAUUAAAGGUAAUAGUGAGAAGGAACUACUCUUAAGGAAGGGCAUUGAGAAGAAGGGUAUUGAGAAGAAGGACAAGCCCCCUAUCAGAGACGAGAGGGGGAAGAUCAGGAUAGGAGGUGCCCUUCUUCGCACUUAUGUCUUCAAUAUCAUCUUCAAGACUCUGUUUGAGAUUGGCUUUAUUGUAGGACAGUAUUUCCUCUAUGGUUUUGAGCUAAAACCUCUUUACAGGUGCAACCGUUGGCCUUGCCCCAACACUGUGGACUGCUUCAUUUCAAGGCCAACAGAAAAAACUAUUUUUAUCAUUUUUAUGCUUGUAGUGGCUUGUGUGUCUCUUUUGCUUAACAUGUUAGAGAUAUAUCAUCUGGGAUGGAAAAAGCUUAAGCAGGGCAUGACUAACAGAUACAUACCUGACCCAUCAUGUAAUAAAGCAGAGCCUCUAAGCCCACUCCCCCGAACUGUUCCUCCCAACAUGGCCUUUCCACCAUAUUACACUGAAGCAGCUGCUGCACCUCCGGCUAUGCACCGAGGAUAUGCCAGAUCCACCCUCACCGACUUUAAAAUGGCAUCCUUAGUUGAAGAACCUCUUGAUCCAUCCUUCUUCAGUGACCCCCAUCAGGACAGCACAUCAACAACAGAGCAGAAUUGGACCAACUUGACAACAGAGCGUGAGAGGAAACAGGGGUCAAGUAGUGCUAGUGCAUGCAGUGCCCCCACUUCUGCACCAAGUAGCUUGAGAAAUGAGGGUGGUGGUGAUGAUGAGGCAGCAGGGGAUACAGGUAGUGGGAGUAGCACAAGGGCAGAAAUGGAAGACAGACCAGCAACCACUACGGUGGAGAUGCACCAGCCUCCUGUACUGAUAGAUACAAGAAGGCUCAGCAGGGCUAGCAAAGCCAGCAGUAGCAGAGCAAGGUCAGAUGACUUAGCUGUCUAG